Messenger RNA from Nematocida minor, 723 nucleotides. RefSeq lists its product as uncharacterized. The coding region runs from base 1 to 723 and encodes 240 amino acids. The record is from RefSeq and is a predicted model, not a curated record. The transcript has a single exon. Lineage: Eukaryota; Fungi; Microsporidia.
AUGGAGAGAAAUUUCACAGAGACGGGAGCAGGAUACCCGCAGGAAAGAAUACCAGAGAUGGACAAGAACUUAAGAUUUUAUCUAAAAAAAGAAAUACGCAAUUACACCGAGUGCAACCCAGAGGAAAUCAUAUCAAAAAUCGAAGCUAUGAGCCACGAGAGCUUAGUAAACCCAAAAGAAGAGCUGAGCAUGAUGCUGCAGCCGGUCUUUGAGGACAGAACACAGAUGUUUGUGAACAGACUGUUCGGAUACCAAAAAAGGCUCUGCAGAGACAAUGGACACUGCAGAAGACUCGGGUGCUACUUUAAACACACGCCCGUUGGUCUGCCCAUGAUGGAGAUAGAUGAAAAGCCCGCAUUCAACCCAAGAGAGGAAAGACUCAUGGGAAACAACAAAGUUGCACUAGAAAAGCAGAGAAGAAUCGUUGAAAUACUCAGCAAAAGGAUGGAUCUUCCUCCAGACGUCAAGUCACUCAUCGAGCAGCUAAGAAGACUGAUGUGCAGAGGAAAGCCAAUGGCAGUAUCACCAGCCCACUUGAGCACGCGGUUUGUCAUUGAAAACAGACAGGAGUGGAUGACAAAUGAGCACCUGCACACAUACCCAGGCGUCAUGAAUAUCUCAGAGGAUGGAGUGAUAGAGUUCAGCUCUAGACAGGAUGCUGAAAGAGUAUUUAACAUGAUCUGCAAAAUAGAUAAAAACAGUCGGCCCACAUGGAUUGAAUAG